UUUACGGCUGCUGUGCUUCUCUUUUCCGCCGGCAUGGAGGGAGAGGAGUUGGAGAGGGAAAAUGUGGAGCAGGAGGCUCUGGAAGGGAUAGACGAGAAACCAGAGAAGGUGGAGGAGCAGGAGGAAUCCGAAGAGGCGGUUUGGGGCGCCAAAAAGAGGGUGGUGCCUGGUAUUGUGUACUUGGGCCACCUCCCGCCCCGCUUUCGGCCUUUGCAUGUACGGAACCUUCUCAGCGCGUAUGGCGAGGUCGGGCGCGUCUUUUUCCAGCCCGAGGACGGGUUCGUGAGGCGCAAGAAGAAGGCAGCGGCAGCCUCGACAGCGGGAGGCAAAAAGCGGUCCAAGUACAGCAAGGACUACACCGAGGGCUGGGUGGAGUUCCGGGACAAGCGAGUAGCCAAGCGCGUGGCGGCUAGCCUUCACAACACGCCCAUGGGGGCCCGAAAGCGCAGCCCCUUCCGUUAUGACCUAUGGAACCUCAAGUACCUGCACCGUUUCACGUGGUCCCACCUCAGCGAACAUCUCGCCUUUGAGCGCCAGGUGCGCAGGCAGCGCCUGAGGGCCGAGGUUGCCCAGGCCAAGCGUGAGACUGACUUCUAUCUUCGAAGUGUGGAACGGGGACAGCGCUUCCUUGCUGCUGAAGGGGACUCUGCCCGCCCGAAUGGCACCUGGACCUUUGCCCAGCGUCCUACUGAGCAAGAGCUGAGAGCCCGGAAGGCAGCUCGGCCAGGGGGACGCGAACGGGCUCGCCUGGCAAAUGCCCAGGACCAGGCUCGCUCCAACCGAGGGCUGCUUGCCAAGAUCUUUGGAGCCCCACUGCCUUCAGAGAGCAUGGAGGAGCCCUGAGUAGUCAAGGACUCCUGAAGGGCAGGGAGACCCUUUCCAUCUCCUGGCCCUGCUUCCUGUCCUUACCUGAUAACAACUACUGACAAUGAUUAUAUUAUCUUUCUAAGACCAGGAGUCUGGUGGGUGCUUAGGCAUAGAUGUCUUCUGGGGCUCUGGUCCCCCCUCCAACUCCUGUUGCCUGGCUGAAGCACCUAAUUCAGACUAGCAAGAGUAUGACUACUGCAGGAUGCCAGUUUUGCUUGAUUCUUGACUGUCUACUUCCUGCCCAGUGAGAUCCUCUAAAAAUCCCACUUCCUGGGCUGAGGAAGACCUUUUACUUAAAGCUAGAGUAAUAAGGCCUACUCCAGUCAGCUGUUCCACCAACUAUAGAUGAAGGGAAGCUGCAACAUCCUUUUUAUUUGAGAAGAUUAACAGGGCCUGGGGGUAAUGGGGUUGGACUGGGUUGGGAGCCACCUUCCAAGUAAAUGUAUAGAAAAGAA
Molecule: messenger RNA, 1322 nt
Organism: Lontra canadensis (Northern American river otter)
Lineage: Eukaryota; Metazoa; Chordata; Mammalia; Carnivora; Mustelidae
Gene: ABT1
Product: activator of basal transcription 1
Exons: 3
Coding region: 34-843 (269 amino acids)
Biological process (GO): endonucleolytic cleavage to generate mature 5'-end of SSU-rRNA from (SSU-rRNA, 5.8S rRNA, LSU-rRNA); endonucleolytic cleavage in ITS1 to separate SSU-rRNA from 5.8S rRNA and LSU-rRNA from tricistronic rRNA transcript (SSU-rRNA, 5.8S rRNA, LSU-rRNA); small-subunit processome assembly
Cellular component (GO): nucleolus
Molecular function (GO): RNA binding
Source: RefSeq, a predicted model, not a curated record